Messenger RNA from Thlaspi arvense, 921 nucleotides. The record is from the annotation of a GenBank genome assembly. NCBI's taxonomy places the organism in Eukaryota, Viridiplantae, Streptophyta, Magnoliopsida, Brassicales, Brassicaceae.
AUGCAGAUAUUUGUGAAGACUCUCACCGGGAAGACAAUUACGUUAGAGGUUGAGAGCUCCGAUACAAUUGACAACGUCAAAGCAAAGAUCCAGGACAAGGAAGGUAUUCCCCCAGACCAACAGCGUCUGAUCUUCGCCGGAAAGCAAUUGGAGGAUGGCCGUACUCUCGCCGAUUACAAUAUCCAGAAGGAAUCGACGCUCCACCUCGUUCUACGUCUGCGCGGCGGCAUGCAAAUCUUCGUCAAGACACUCACUGGGAAGACAAUUACGCUGGAAGUUGAGAGCUCGGACACCAUCGACAAUGUCAAAGCGAAGAUCCAGGACAAGGAAGGCAUUCCGCCGGACCAGCAGCGUUUAAUCUUCGCAGGCAAACAACUCGAGGAUGGUCGCACUCUGGCUGAUUACAAUAUCCAGAAGGAGUCUACACUCCAUCUGGUGUUGCGAUUGAGGGGAGGCAUGCAGAUUUUCGUGAAGACGCUCACUGGGAAGACGAUCACCUUGGAGGUUGAGAGCUCCGACACUAUAGACAAUGUUAAAGCGAAGAUUCAGGACAAGGAAGGAAUUCCCCCGGACCAGCAGCGUCUGAUAUUUGCUGGGAAGCAGCUCGAAGAUGGACGUACACUCGCUGAUUACAACAUCCAGAAGGAGUCCACGCUCCAUCUGGUGCUGCGGUUGAGGGGAGGCAUGCAGAUAUUCGUGAAGACUCUUACUGGAAAGACAAUCACUCUGGAGGUGGAGAGCUCGGAUACGAUCGAUAAUGUUAAAGCAAAAAUUCAGGACAAGGAGGGGAUUCCUCCGGAUCAGCAGAGGUUGAUCUUUGCCGGCAAGCAGUUGGAGGACGGUCGGACUCUUGCUGACUACAAUAUCCAGAAAGAGUCGACUCUUCACCUGGUCCUCCGUCUUCGUGGUGGUGAUAUGUGA